AUGUUUCUGUUUCCAGCGGCAUUGACGUUAAGCAAAAGUGUUCAUCUGCGAAUUUUUGACGCUCGUAAACACUCAGGCAAACAACAACAGCUUUUGCUCCUAGAGUCGCUAUUUGUACAGUUUCUAAAAAAGAGCUCACGGGCUGGAGCUGAUUAA
Plasmopara halstedii is the source of this 156-nucleotide messenger RNA. RefSeq lists its product as uncharacterized. Bases 1 to 156 code for a protein of 51 amino acids. Lineage: Eukaryota; Oomycota; Peronosporomycetes; Peronosporales; Peronosporaceae. The record is from RefSeq and is a predicted model, not a curated record. The transcript is spliced from 2 exons.